This is a messenger RNA of Etheostoma spectabile (orangethroat darter), 7949 nucleotides long. RefSeq names its product titin homolog. Lineage: Eukaryota; Metazoa; Chordata; Actinopteri; Perciformes; Percidae. The record is from RefSeq and is a predicted model, not a curated record. The transcript is spliced from 12 exons. Bases 131 to 6217 code for a protein of 2028 amino acids.
CGCCUGAGCCGAGCAUGCGCAGAGCGUCGCAGCUAACCACAUCAGAAACCAAUCCAUAAACGCGUUUACGGAAUUUAAAUUAAACAACAGUGAGAGUUUUCAAGGAAAGAACAGCUUCCUGUGUACAGGGAUGAAGUUCCCUGUGGAUCUCCUGGCUGAUGUUAGCCAAACAGAACUGGAGCGGCUGGCCCACAACUACAUGAAGAACCUCCUUUACAGCAACCCGGAUGCACCUGAACACCUCACCCUCCCUGACUCCACCCAGGUCACCAUCAACAUAUGCAGUGUGGGUUUCGUCCCUCUGUACGGAUCCAAUGAUAAGCAGAAGGUCCUGGCCCUUUUCUCUCCCACUGAGCCGCUAACUGCUGUGGCCCUGUACCUGCUGGACCAGUGGUGGCCCGUGGACGACAUCCUCAAGACAGCGGACCCAGCUCGGGAUGGAGCGGUGGAGGUGGAGACAGUAGGAGAGAGAAUAGUUCUGUACAUCCUUAACCGUGUGGUCUAUAGAGCCAGAGAGAUGAGCUCUGAGGAGCUCCCCUUCCUCUGCCACGGAGAAAAAGAUCACGCCAAAAUCCUCUGGAGUAACGGCGAGGCUGUGGGCUUCUACUCAGUCAAACCCUCAGGUAGCUUUUCUAAUUCGUUCGCCACCAGAAGCUAUCAGCUCCCUGUGAUGGACUCCAUCUUUGUGAGGAGAUGUCAGCGUGGGAAAGGCUUCGGCCUGCAGAUGCUGGAAGACUUUGUGCUCAGUUUCAAAGAAGACCAUCUGGGGUUGAGGUACCCCCUCACCAAAGCCAUGUAUAAAGUGUGUGAGAAGUACCUGAGGCAGUACCCAGGAGACACAGACCUGCUGUGGGAGGUGGAGAGCAUCGGUGGACCCAACCAGAGGCACAAUUUGGCCAGAAAGAUACAGGCCAUGGAUCCCAGCGCAGUGUCCAGGAGUCUGUCCUUCACAGAGGAAUCACCUGUGAUCACUGAGAUGACUGAGAAGGAUAUGGUGAUGGAGGCCAUCACCACUCAAAUAAAAGAAGCUGAAUCCAUGGAAUGCACAGUUGAAAUCGUGGAGGAAGUGACAGUCCUGAGCGCUACCAAAGCAGGUUUAGAGGCUGAAGUUCCACUCACAGCCCGGGGCCGGAGCAGUGGCUCAAAACGGAGGAAGACCGCGGAGGAAAAGGUUAUCAGAAUCGAGGACAUUGAAGCAGAAACCCCGAGAGAGGAGCAGGAGAUUGUCUCUGACCCGAUGCAGACGGAGGGUGUCAGUGUUGCUCCUGAAGAACAGGGACAGGAUGUAGUUGACACCGCGGCCACCAUGUCGGAACAACCAGACGCUGUCCUGAAGCCACAAGACCCUGAAACAGCUGAUGUGACAUCAGCAGCUACGACUGAGGAGGCACCACUGGAAGCCGACGCCCCCCAGGAUGUUAACAACACCGCCCGGGACUCACAGAUCAUAGUUGAGAAUGUGGCAUCAGAAAUAGAGGAAGAGUGUGUGGAGGAAGACACUGCAGCGCCGGCAGUCUCUGAAGAAAUGUUGGAGUUAGACAUGGAAGAAGAAACUCUGGAUAAAGUGGGGGAGGAAACUCAGAUCACGGAUGAAAAGUGGGAAAAAAGAGUUCCACAACACGAGGUAAGUCCGUCACCAUGUGAAGCAGGAAGAACAACUGGACAGAGUAAAACCCCCCGACGGAGAAAUACACAUAUACAGGAGGGGGUGAAGGAGGACACUCCAGCCCAGGAAGGAGGGAUAAGGUUGAGAAGAAGAACUGUCAUGAACACGCCCACACCCAAACGCAAAUACACCAAACCCCGCCAGAAAGUCUGUGACGACUCAGAGAAAGAGGUGGAGAAAGUGGCAGAGGAGAAUGACAUUUCGCCUGAAGGAGUGGAGGAGUUAGCUGAAACUGGAGAAGGAGUAAAAGAGGAUGCAGUUGAGCUGGAGGAAUUAAGAGAGAAAAAGCUGGAAGAUGAACAGCUGACACAUGAAGAGAAGACGGACAUGAUGGGGGCUGCACUGACAGAGGAAGAGGAGGGUGAAAACGUAACACAUGGAUCUGAGAGAGAAAAAGAAGCUCAGCUAGAAGCAGGAGCUUCGGCCGGGGGGGAGCAAGCACAUGGACAGGUGGAGGAACAAGACGAGGUGGCUGACAGGCCAGAAGAAGAGCUAUCCACCAAGGAAUUAAGUGCUGUGGAAGAAGAGACGAUUCCGAAGGCAGAGGAAGCAGCAGGGGACGUUAUAACUUCAACUGGGGGGAACGAGGAGGAGAGCAAGGAUGAGACGGAGCAAGGAGAGGCCAUCAGUGUCUCUGCUAAUGCAGAUGAAAACACUGUUGCUGUGGAAACAGCUGUCAGAGACACUGCUGCUGUUGUAGAAACAGCUGUCCGACAGGCUGAAGAGUCUCAGGAAAAUGACUCUGGCUCUUUAACCUCCAAGCUCCAGAAAGCCACUGUCAUCCUAGUGGACAUCAAAACCACCUGCCAUCAUCUCAGUGUGAAGAAGGCAGACGAAACAGCUGCUGACGGACAGAGUGCUGAUGCAGAAAAGCAACAGGAAGGGGAGAACGGCGGGAAGGAGGAAGACAUUACAGACACGUGUGUAGAGGCCCAGACUGCCGAGAAGGAACAGCAAGACAAUUCUGAAAAAGAAGAAUCUGUGGAGGAGGAAAAAAGUGAAGCAGAGGAAGCACUGGUUCCUGAAACAAGAGACAACACAAGCGAGGGUGUUUGUGAAGAAGCAGCAAAAGGCCCUGAUGAGGUGGAGGAGAAGCAGGCUGCAGAUGGAGAGCCAGAGGACGCUGACGAGAGUCCCCCAGCAGCCGAAGUAGACAAGGCGGACAAGACGAUGAGCUUGGAGGAAGAGGAAGCUCCGGUUGUUGAGACCAGAGCUCUAAGAAGUGGAACAAAAACUAGCACAGCCACACCGAGAUGCAAAACAACAAGAAGCAAAAAGCAAGUGGACGCACAUGAAGCAGUGACCGCAAGAGCAGGGGAGACGUUGUCUGCAUCGCACACACCUAAAGGUAAAUCCAGGAAAGGCCACAAACACAGCCAGGAGCUAGAGCAAAAGGGAGGAGAGGAUACAGGAGCAGAGGAGGAAGAGGCAGCAAAGGAAGCAGCUGAAGAAAAGACAGAUGUAGAAGGAGAGGAAAGCGUUGAGGAAGAGGGAGAGGAAAAGGUUGAGGAAGAGGGAAAGGCUGAGGAAGCUGCCUCUGAAAGAGAGGAAAGUGUUGAGCCAGAAAUUGAUGUGGAGGAAGGGGAAGCUGUGGCAGAACGAGGACGAGAGGCAGCAGAAGAUCCAUCAGGAGGUGUGUCCAGAGAUGCAGACAGGGAGGAGGAGACCUUAGGGGAAGAGUGCGGUGAGAGGAAAGCAGCCAUGGGGGGUGAGGAGGGGGAACUAGCAGCAGCCACUGUGACUAGAUCUCUGAGGAGUGGUGGGAAGACGCCCAAAGCUCCGAAAAGCAGGUCAAGACGAAGCAAGAAGCAGCCAGAAGAAGAGGAGGAGGGGCAGAGACAGCUCCAGAACCAGGGAGAGGGACCAAAGGAAUCAGCUGAGGAAGCAGAGGAAGAAACAGGGCUGGGGUCAGUCGAGGACCCCCCAACAGAAGCUGUCCCAGCAGAAACCGGAGAGGCGGCGGUGAUUGAAGAGGAAGCUGCAGAGGAUUCAGUACAAGGAGGAGACACUGACACUUCAUUACCCAAACUCAGCGCGGACUCAGCUGUACUGCCCCCCAGUGGAGAAGAGGAGCAGCGGGCAGCCCGGGUCUCUGUGAGCCAUACUGACAUCCAGGAAGAAGAGGAAGCUCUUCCUAAUGAGGCAGAGGAGCAAAAAGAGGAAGCAGCUAUUGCAGACGAGGAUGUUCCUGAGGGGACAGAAAACACCGAGCUGGAGAAAGUGACAGUGGAAGAGGAUGAUAAAAUGGAAGCAGUCCCAACAGCAGACCCAGGGGAGGGCGGAACUGAUGAAGAGGAGGCUGAAGGUGUUAACGAUGAAGAGCAGGAAGCUCCAGUCCCAGAAACCAGAGCCCGUAGGAGCAGGAAGCAGGCCGGCCCAGCCACGGCCACAAGCAGACUAACAAGAAGCAGACAGGAGAACGCUGAGGUCGCAGCUUCAGAAAGUCAGAAAUCAACAGAUCAAGUCCGGGUUCUGAGGGGGGGGAGGAAACUUAUCCCUGUCACCCAAAGACAAACAAUAAAAAGAACCCACCCAGAGGGAGAGGGAGAGGAGGGAGGAGAUGAAUCUGCAGCAGGUGAGGCGAGAGAGACACAGGAAGAAGGGGACCAGCAGCAGGCAAAGAGACUUGAUGAAAGGGAUGCAACUGGACGAGUAGAAACUAUGGACGCAGGAAUGAGCAAAGACAAAGAGGAGACUGGGGCAGAGGAAGCUGUCUUACAACUAGACGCCUCAGAGGAGGGACAGGCCCACAGGGCUGGGACAGCUGCAGAUGUGGACACAGAUGUUGGACAGCCUGCUGACGAGGGGAAGAGCUCGGAUGUUCAAGAGGAUGUAGUCCCAAGACAAGAUACAGCGGAGGGGGAACAAUCGACUUCUGCAGUGACGGGAAGUGCCCGAGAGACACUGGAGACAGCAAAGGACGGCGAGGAAAAAGGUGUGUCUGAGGAGGAGGAAGCAACUAGAGGCAGAACCACGAACAGACGAGAGGAAGAGGCCGCUGGAGAGACAAGCUCAGAAGUCGAAACAAGAGUCCUGAGGAAGGGUCGGAGGUCUGCUGCUGCCACACCUCAACGUAAACCCAAAAGAGUCCGCACACAGCCUCAGACAGAGGAAGAGGAAGAACAUGCUCCUGCUGAAAAGACACAAGCAGAGGAAACCAAAGCUGAUGAGAAGGAAGACAACAGUGAUGAGAAGACUGAAGAAGACGGGAGUGAAGCUGCAGCAGAGAAGGAAGAAGCUACACAGCCAGAGGUGGAGGUGGAAAAAGAAGAAGCUGUGGCAGAGGAAGAGGACAGGUCCGCUGUUUCUAAGCCAUGUGGAGACGGACAGGGAGAGACUUCAGCUGGAGAACAAGCUGAAGAGACACCAAAUACAGAUGAGGGAAAGGUUACUGACCAGGAAGAGGCAGCAAGUGUUGAAACAACAGGCCUGAGAAGCGGUAAAAAUAUAGGGAGAGCCACAACUAGAAGCAAAACCACAAAAAGCCAAGAGGAAGAGGCAGCUGGAGAGAAAAGCACGGAAGACGAGGAACCAGCGGUAGAAUCGAGAGUUCUGAGAGGGGGGAAGAGGUCUGCUGCUGCCACACCUCGGCUUAAAUCCAAAAGAUUCCGCACACAGCCUCAGACAAAGGAAGACGACGAGGAAGAAGAAGAAGCUGCUCCUGCUAAAGAGACACAAGCAGAGGAAGCCAAAGUUGAUGAGAAGGAAGACAACAGUGAUGAGAAGACUGAAGAAAAGGAUGGGGGUGAAGCUUCAGCGCAGAAAGAAGAAGAGGCAAGGCAGGAAGCACCCGAGGAGAAAGGGGAGGCUGCAGAAGAAGAAGGAAAUAGGAUGGAAAUGGAUAAAGAAGUGCUUGAGGAAGAGUCUGCAGUAGGAGAUGCAGGGCAGAUGAAGGAAGUAGUGCCUGAGGAGGACGAGGAGGAGGACAACAGUGUGGAAGAGACUGCAUCAGCUGAGGUAGAAGAGACAAAGUCAGCAGAGGAAGAAGAAGAAGAAGAAGAAGCACCGGCUGUAACAAGCAGAGCUCUGCGGAGCAGAACACAGAGAUCCAGGAGAGGAGGAGGACAGACACAGCAGCAGGAAGAGGAAGAAGAAGUCCACCAAUCGACUGGUGGCUCACCUCGAAGAUCAGUGCGGAAAAAACCGCGAGUGGAUUACAGAGAAAACAAUGAGGAGGGAGAACGAGGCGAGAUGGAGGUCACAGCUGACCAGCAGGACGAAGAGGAGGACACAGAGGACGGGAACGCUUUAAGCUCUGAAGAGCAGCCGGCAGAGAAGCUGGACACUCUGAGUUUAGUGUUAGACACCGAUGAGGAGGGAGAGACAGCAGAGGACGAAGAAGAGGCGGAGCCUGUAGUGAUUGGAAAGAGAGUUUUAAGAGGGAGGUCAGUUCCUUCAGUGAUAAUCACCCCCCAGGCUAAAUCCACACGCCGCAGUGCUAGAGUUCAGAAAGCCGAGGAGGACGAAGAGAAGAGCCUGCGCUCCGCUCAGAAGAGGAGAAAAGCUGAAGGCACGCCCGCUCGCAGAGCUCAGCGGCGCAGCAGAGUGUAGGAUGUUCUCACUCCAACCACGUACAUGUAGCAGUGUGCAGUCACUGACGGGGAAACGCAAAAGACGUCAAUGCUUAACCCUCCUGGUGUCCUCGGGUCAAAUUUGACCCCUUUUAAAAAUGUCUAUAUCAGAAGUACGGCGUUCUUUUUAACCAAAUUACCACAAAAAAAGGAUAGAUUCCAUGCAACGCUCUGCAAAUACAAUCAACCACUUUCAUUGAAUUUUGGGUGAAAAUUGAAAUGGUUUCAAAUCAGUAUCCUGACCAAACUCAUCCACUCAACAUCCUCUGAUCUCAUCUAUUAGUCAAAAUAAUUCAUAAUUUCUGCUUUAUUAACUCAAAUAUUAGGUAUAAGUCAAUACAAAUGAGGAUUAUUGACCAUUGAUUCUUAAAAAGUAGUGUAAAACUAGUGGUAGUGAAACAAAAAUAAUGCAUUGAAAAAUGUCAAAAAAUUAACAACUGUUCAUCUUUUUGACCCGGGAGGACAACACAAGGGUUAAUGUGAGCUUCAGUAGUGUGCAGGCAGGCUCACAGCGUACACUCUCUCUCUCUCUCUCACACACACACACACACACCCCUACCCCUGUGUGUUCUCCAUGUGGAUGUAAAGCAACUAGCGAACAUGAACACACAUUUGAGCAGGAACCAUUAACCUGUGACAGAGCUGUCCACCCCCCCCACCCCCACCGGCCCUGCAAACUAUAGGUAAAUAAUGACAGACAUGAACCUUUUUAUAGUACCUGUGAGCAGUGGCUGCUGGGUAUAAGUGACUUUUUUUAGUUCCAAACCGCAGCUUUAGACUUUGUCCUGUGGACACUCUGUCUCGCUGCUCUUUUCACCAUCAUGUGUCAUUUUUCUACAACCCUGUCAUCAUGAUCACGUGAAACAGAUUGUGCACGUGCGAUUGUUAAAGACCUCCGAGCCUGAUCAGGGUGGUGUUGUUUCACCCUCCGAACAGUAGAGCGUGUCCACACUGAAGGUCUGCAGGUCCAUACUUCGUAGUCAGAAUCUUUAAAAAUGUUUUUGCCUUUCCCAGUUUGCAUCAGUCAUAUUUUUGAGUAGAAACUCAGAGGUUGAUAGAGACUACACACUCGAGCGGGACCACAUUGGCUUUCUUCUUAAAAGCUUCUUAAAAAGCCAUAAUUUGCAUUUUAACAGAGAAUUCUGACAAUUGGGGAAUUCAUAUUUUUACUGUACAUUUUUUUUUAUAUUUUAUUAAAAAUGUGAAUGUUUACUUUGCAUUGUGUAAUACGAUAAAUCUCAACUAUGGGUUUUGGUAACUUUUUACUCAGCAGGCAACAAUGUGAAACGGUGAAAUAAAGUGAAUUGUUUUUUUAAAUGUGUGAAAUGCUCCAACGGUUCAUCUUCAUAGGGUGUUUGUGUGUAUUUAGAUUAAAAACAUAUUACCAAAAACUCCUUGCUUUGCAACUGUCAGCAGAACUCAGGUCUUAACUCAUAUUAGUAAGUUCUCCUUAUUAGUAUAUAUUUCAUAUGGAGAGCCAUGUACUAUGUCAUGGCCUCACAUCUUUCUUUAACUGUGAACCUGAGCAUUAGACGCUGUCGGGGGUUACGUAGUCAUCCUGCUCAGCCACGUUUAACAAUGUGAUAUGAUUUAGUCAGCAGCAUAAGUUGUCAGUUUGUGUGUCAAUUUUGUUGUUUGUGUCAUUUGAAGCUAACAUGUAUUAUUGAGCUGUGUGAUGGGAAAUGUAUUUGUACUAUUAGCACAUUGAAGUA